CGACAUACUAGAAACUUCACGUCUUGGGAUUCAAUCUCGGAAUAUAGUGUACAAAUAUCGGCGUUUUCAUCAUUUGAAAAAGCCUUCGAGUAUUAAAGAAUACCAGAGAAGCACCAUAUGAAUGCUAUGGCUUCCUCCCCUUACGCCUGUUCAGAGGAGACGACAAAUGCCUGUAGAGCAUGUCAACUUCUUCUGGGUCCAUGUACAGAUCAACUACGUGAUGUUUUACUUCACCAUGUACCUCUACCAACAUUCACACAAGUCAUUAAACAAAAGAGGGGUGAUCUUCCUCGUCUGACGGCACCACAAAUGAAUCUUAUUUUACCUAAGGGCAGCAAUUAUACUGGAAACUAUGGUGACAUGGAUAUUCCUUUUCUAUACACACUACUCAGAAACAUUUGUAGCAUACCUCCACACAGCAAUGGCUGGGGAGAUGAUCCAGACCCUACAGACAGAUCUCUCUCUGCCAACAUUGAGAGAAUCCGUAUUGCCAGAAAAUCAGUGUGUACAUUCUUCUAGUCCCGUCCUCUCCAACGCUGAUUUCAACACAAUCUGGUCCACUGUCAGAUCAGCAGUAGUGGACCUUGAUUCCCUCCUGAACAACGGGAACCAGUUUGAACAAGAGGUGGACUUUUUGAGACAAGAGACAAUGGACCCUGUCCGUGACCGCCAUUACAUAGAAGAACUGAGGAAACAGGCUGAAGAAGAUGCAGAAACUAGACAAAUGGUCCAAGGCUUGAAACAAAAAGUGGAAGAGAGUGAAACGGAAAGAAAUGAGAAUCACAAUAAAAUGCUGAAAAUUGUUG
Molecule: messenger RNA, 806 nt
Organism: Saccostrea cuccullata (small rock oyster)
Lineage: Eukaryota; Metazoa; Mollusca; Bivalvia; Ostreida; Ostreidae
Exons: 3
Source: RefSeq, a predicted model, not a curated record